AUGAGGCAUACUAUCGCAUCACAACUGCUCCCGGGCACUUCACUUGUGGCUGCUCACUACUAUGAGCCAGGCUCUGGUAUAGGUGCUGGUCCAGAAAACACUUCUUUCGUUGCGGAGAAUCGCCAUCCAGUCGUCUCGAAGAGCGUUUCCUUCCAUCCCUUCCGUCCCAAUGACGACAAUAGCAAGUCUUGGACAUGGACUGUCAACGUCACGAAGAUCGGAGUGAAUGAUAGCGAAUCACCACCAGGUUUAACCCCGGCAGCUUACACCGAGCCAGACGCUCAGGUCGUGAACACGGUCUAUUCAUUCAGUUGGGAAGCGGAUGGCAACACUACAUCACUCUCUGCAGAGCUGGAUGAGCAGCGAGACCGUGCUUCUGAGCCUCUCUGCGUCAGUCCGAUUGGGACGUACUACUUCCUCCCUCCGAAUGUCACGACCCUGUACAACGACACCGCGGAUCCUAGCGGACUUUGUGCAGCGACUAUCGGCCAGACUUGUGUCGAUGCCAUCCGAGACGCAGUGAUAUCAGGGGGACGAGAUCAAAAUGGUCGACUCAAUCUCACAGCUAUCCCGGAGUGUACUGGUCAUCUUCCUAUCGAUCCGUAUGCUUUUAGCUGUACGCAUGAACUCCUCUACUUCUGAAAAUGUGCGCAAGCUGUUGUACUGAAGUGGAGCGCAGCCGUGUAUCCUCUCAACGACCUGAACAAAAUCGACAACGGCACUUCCAAGUUCCAGAACGAAACUUAUUAUAGCGGGGAUGCUUUCCGUUAUGUCACCGGUCCAGCGUACAAUACCACCAACGUCCAGUAUUCUUUUGAGGAGGAACAGUUGCGAGUGCACAUGCUGCUUGUCGAUGCUGGCGACGACUCUUUCAAUGCUCUGUGUAUGAGGGUCAACACCAGUGUCGAAGCGACCGAUGACCCUUCAACCGGUGCAGAGAGUGCUGGAGCCGUCUCACAGGUGAAUGUUUGGCUUGGCAUUGGUGUAGCAUUGGCUAUGUUGAGCAUGUUGAUUUGAGCAUAUGUCUGAGAUAGCCGAUUGCAAAGAUGAAGACGGCAUUGUUUGCUGCGGCACUGCAUGAGAUCAGCUUUCUAUACC
Pseudocercospora fijiensis CIRAD86 is the source of this 1098-nucleotide messenger RNA. RefSeq lists its product as uncharacterized. Lineage: Eukaryota; Fungi; Ascomycota; Dothideomycetes; Mycosphaerellales; Mycosphaerellaceae. Bases 1 to 642 code for a protein of 213 amino acids. The record is from RefSeq and is a predicted model, not a curated record. The transcript has 2 exons.